AUGGGCAACUCCAUCUCCAAAGGCCUCACAAGCCUGCUGGUGUUUUUGUACGGACUUUUUACCGUUGCUUUGUAUGGACUCAUUGCGAUCCAAAAAGGAACCUUUUUCAAGAAACGCACAGAGCGGCAGAAUUUAGAGUUGCAGCUGGCUCGUGAUCGCCUCUGGAAUCUGUCCAAGGACUAUGCUGGCCUGUCUCAUCACUUCCUGACUCUGGCAGACGGAUUCAAGUUCCAUUUUGUGAGCAAUGAAGCUCCCGGCGCCCAAGCGGCAUUGGCCUCAGACCGGCCGCUGGUGAUCUUCAUCCACGGCUUCCCCGAUAGCUGGGCUGUCUGGCGUCACAUCGCCUCCUCUUCUACACUGCAGACUUCUGCCAACCUUGUUGCGAUUGAUAUGCCUGGCUAUGGCGGCACCCAGGGCUUGGACAAGUACUCGGCGACCAACUUGCUGGAGAAAUUGACGGAGCUCAUCAUCGCACUUCGCACACAAUAUGGGGUGGAUGAUAGCUCACAAGCGAACAAGAAGCGGGUGACGAUUGUCGCCCAUGACUGGGGCUGUGUUCUUGCGAUGCGCCUUGCGGCCGAGGCGCCGUCGCUGGCUCAUCGGUUCAUCUUCACCAACGGGCCAUUGCGUUGGGUGAUACUGAUUCCGUUUGCCCCUCAUCCACAGCCAAGCCUUGCCCGAUCCAAUAUCAGUCGCAUGUUGUCCUCCGCGUCCAAGAUGUUGAAGACCGCCAUUGCCGCGCCUCUAUCGGCCAAGACCCCGUUGACUCAGGCAUUGCGAACGCUAGGGCCCGUCGCCCACCAAACCCUGUUAUCCGGCUACAUCUUUGCCAUGCAACUGCCUCCAUCGCUGGUGGUCUUCUGCCUCACAGGGGGUAACUACUCGCUUAUGAGUUCUAUCCACAAGGGCUCCCACGGACGCGGCGAAUACACCCCUAGUGAUGAGGGCACCUCGAUGGCCAGCAGUAUGGGCCCCUCAGCCGCCGAGGCUAAGACGCAGACCUCGGACGGGGAGUCUUAUCCCUCGACCAUUGAUUUCUCGCAUGAUUUUGCCAAUAUCAUGAACCAGGCCAACUACUACCGUCAGGGCGCUGCCGUGGCUCGAUGGCACAAGUCUGCCGAGACGGUGGCCAACCUUCACAGCAUCUCGGCGAGCCAUCAGCUUCGCCAUCCCAGCGGCGGCACUGGUCUCCUGGAUGACGGACUUCCCGGUGCCCUUCAAGCCCCGGCGACCGUCUUCUGGGGCCAGCAUGAUGUUGCGCUGAGUGAAGCGGUGUGUCUGGACGGGUUGGCAGAUUAUCUGACUUCCAACAGUCAAAUUGUGAUGCUUCCUGAGUCGGGUCAUUUUACUCCCAUCGAGCCCGAAAGCCGUGCUGCUCUGACCAAGGCGGUGGAGUGGGCUAUCAGUGGUGAAGAGGGCGAUAUCGUGGCUAAGGUCCGGGAAUGCUAUCCUAGCGUCACCCUGGUCGCUCGACGAUGA
Molecule: messenger RNA, 1479 nt
Organism: Penicillium diatomitis
Lineage: Eukaryota; Fungi; Ascomycota; Eurotiomycetes; Eurotiales; Aspergillaceae
Product: alpha/beta fold hydrolase
Exons: 3
Coding region: 1-1479 (492 amino acids)
Molecular function (GO): hydrolase activity
Source: RefSeq, a predicted model, not a curated record